Molecule: messenger RNA, 2321 nt
Organism: Strigops habroptila (Kakapo)
Lineage: Eukaryota; Metazoa; Chordata; Aves; Psittaciformes; Psittacidae
Gene: NOX5
Product: NADPH oxidase 5
Exons: 16
Coding region: 1-2280 (759 amino acids)
Biological process (GO): superoxide anion generation; defense response
Cellular component (GO): NADPH oxidase complex; plasma membrane
Molecular function (GO): calcium ion binding; superoxide-generating NAD(P)H oxidase activity
Source: RefSeq, a predicted model, not a curated record
AUGAGCGCGGGUGAGGAUGCUGCGUGGCUGCGGUGGGUGACGAAGCAGUUCGGGAGCAUCGCGGGGCAGGACAAGGAGAUCGACCUGGAGGGGUUCAAAACCGCGCUGCAGGUGAAGGAGUCCUUCUUUGCUGAGCGGUUCUUUGCGCUGUUUGAUUUGGAUGGGAGCGGGACCAUCAGCUUGGAGGAGCUGCUGAAAGCCCUGAGCCUACUCGUGCAUGGGAAUGAGAUGGACAAGCUGAGAUUCCUCUUCCAGGUUUACGAUGUGGAUGGCAGCGGCUCCAUUGACCCGGACGAGCUGCGCGUGGUGCUGCGCUGGUGCCUGCAGGAGAGCGCCAUAGCCCUGCCCGAGGAGCGCCUCACAGACCUCACCUUGGCCCUCUUCGAGGCCGCUGACAAGGACCACAGUGGCUCCAUCACCUUCGAGGAGCUCAGGGAGGAGCUGGAGGCUUUCCCAGAGGUCAUGGAGAACCUGACCAUCAGUGCCGCGACCUGGCUGAAGCCGCCGCCACCGGCCGAGCGCCGCCCGCGGCCGCGCUGCCUGCGCCGCGCGUUCUGGCACAACCACGGCGGGGCCCUGCGCUGCCUGUGCGGCUACGCCGGCCUCAACCUGCUGCUCUUCGCGCUGGCGGCGCCGCGCCACGCCGGGAGCCUGGCGCUGGCCCGCGGCUGCGGCCAGUGCCUCAACUUCAACUGCGCCCUGCUCGCAGUGCUGAUGCUGCGGAGGUGCCUGACGUGGCUGCGAGCCACCCCCCUGGCCAAGGUGCUGCCUCUGGACCAGCACGUCGCGUUCCACCAGCUCGUGGGGUACGUGGUGCUGGCGCUGGCAGCCGCUCACACGGGCGCCCACGUCGCCAACUUCAGCAGGCUGGCGCAGCAGGACGGGCACCCUGCCCUCGCCGAGUACCUGCUGCAGGCACGGCCGGGCGCGGGGGGCCUGUGGGGCACGGCCUCGCAGACCGGGCUGGUGCUCCAGGCGCUGCUGCUCACCAUGGCCGCCUUCUCCAGCCCCUGCGUCCGACGGAGCGGCCACUUCGAGGUCUUCUACUGGACCCACUUCUCCUACAUCUCCAUCUGGAUCCUCCUCCUCCUGCACGGCCCCCACUUCUGGAAGUGGUUCGUGGUUCCCGGCUGCCUCUUUGUGCUGGAGAAGGCGCUUGGCUUGGCCUGGCGGCGGGCCAGGGGGCUGCGCAUCGUUGAGGUCAACCUGCUCCCAUCCAAGGUCACUCACCUCGUGAUCGAGAGGCCGCAGUUCUUCCACUACAAGCCAGGUGACUACAUCUACCUGAACGUCCCGGCCAUCGCCACCUACGAGUGGCACCCCUUCACCAUCAGCAGCGCGCCCGAGCAGCAAGACACGCUGUGGCUGCACAUCAGGUCUUUGGGCCAGUGGACCAACAAGCUCUAUGAAUACUUCCAGCAGCCUGAAUCGCUCAGCACGGAGCCCAAACCCCUCAGCAGGAGCCUGCGGGAGAGGAGACCCCAGUGCCGGGCACAGGAAGGUCUCUGCAGCAGAGCUGGCUCGGAGGGGGGGUCCUUGGCCACUGAUGGGGAUGGAGCCGUUCAGCUGACAUCGUACAAAGCCACCAGUGCUGCUGCCCCGGGAGAUCAGGACCCGCCAUCAGGGGUCUCCACCGGGCUGGGGGAGACCCAUCGGCUCUGCAGCAUCAAGUGCUACAUCGAUGGCCCCUAUGGGACCCCAACCCGGAGGAUCUUCACCUCGGAGCACGCUGUCCUCAUCGGCGCCGGCAUCGGCAUCACCCCCUUCGCCUCCAUUUUGCAGAGCAUCAUGUACAGGUACCGCCGGCGAAAGCAGAGCUGCCCUAGCUGCCACUACUCGUGGUGUGAGGACCUGCAGGACGAGGAGAUGACACUCAGGAAGGUUGACUUCAUCUGGAUAAACCGGGACCAGAAGCACUUUGAGUGGUUCGUCAGCCUGCUGACCAGGCUGGAACUGGAGCAGGCUGAGCAGGAGCCGGGAGGGCGGUUUCUGGAGAUGCACAUGUACAUGACCUCGGCUCUGGGCAAGCACGACAUGAAGGGCAUCGGGCUGCAGAUGGCGCUGGACCUGCUGGCGGCCAAGGAGCAGAGGGACUCCAUCACGGGGCUGCGCACCAGGACCCAGCCCGGCCGCCCCGACUGGAGCAAGGUGUUUGGGAAGGUGGCAGAGGAGAAGAGAGGGAAGGUCCAGGUCUUCUUCUGUGGCUCACCAGCGCUUGCCAAAGUCAUCAGGGUGCACUGCGAGCGCUUCGGCUUCCCCUUCUUCAAUGAGCAUUUCUAGCAGCAGCCCUGGUCGCAGCCUGCCCUGCCAGGCUGGAUGCG